Messenger RNA from Haemonchus placei, 204 nucleotides. Lineage: Eukaryota; Metazoa; Nematoda; Chromadorea; Rhabditida; Trichostrongylidae. The record is from the annotation of a GenBank genome assembly.
AUGCUGGGGACACCGUUUGCCAGUGCUAACAUAUACUUGGGUAUCAUUACAAUGGAUCCGAGGGGUGAAAAAUUGUUUGAAUUGUUCACAAAAAAUCUGCGAUAUGUCGAAGAGUGCAAAAGUCGUCUUCGUUCGCUCAACAAGAAAUUCGACGAACUUACCGCAUCCGACAAGAAAGCGGAACUGGACGCGAUAAACGUAUGA